ACGUAUAAAGCGCGUCAUGGGAUAUUCCGUGAAUAUUAUUGUCCGACAGAAUGUACCUCGUGCGGGCGGAAUAUCCUGCCGCAUUUUCCGUCCGUUAAGAGGUCCCUUAAAGAACACCCGUGAAGGGUGAAAAAGAAAUUUUCGGUGCUUCAUUUUUUCAGUGUGGGAAGAACGCGAGGGCGCGGGCGCGCGGGGGCGCGGCAUUGCCCGGAUCUGUGGCAACAGGCUGGCAUCCAUGGCGGCGAGGCUAGAUCUGGAUGGACAGGUGAUAGAGCCGCUCAAGAUUUGUAUGAUAGGAGCUGGGGGAUUCAUCGGCUCGCAUCUGUGCGAGAAGCUCAUGUGGGAGACGCAGCAUUCGGUGCUGGCGAUUGAUGUCUACAGCGACAAAAUCCAGCAUUUGCUGGAGCCAGGGCAAUCUUGGAGCAGCCGGAUUGAGUUCCACAGGAUCAAUAUCAAGCACGAUUCGCGGCUCGAGGGGCUUAUCAAGCUCGCCGACCUGACUAUCAAUCUAGCGGCAAUUUGCACACCGGCAGACUAUAACACGCGGCCGCUCGACACGAUCUACAGUAAUUUUAUUGACGCAUUGCCAGUGGUUAGAUAUUGCUCGGACAACAACAAGCGCUUGAUCCAUUUUUCUACGUGCGAAGUGUAUGGAAAAACGAUUGGAAGCUUUUUGCCCGAGGACAGUUCCUUGAGGAAGGACCCGAGUUACUACGUGCUUAAGGAGGACGAGUCUCCUUGCAUUUUUGGCCCGAUUGAGAAGCAGCGAUGGUCGUAUGCUUGUGCAAAGCAGCUGAUCGAGCGUGUCAUCUAUGCCGAGGGAGCAGAGAACGGCCUUGAAUUCACAAUCGUACGUCCCUUCAACUGGAUUGGGCCACGGAUGGAUUUUAUUCCCGGGAUCGAUGGGCCAAGCGAAGGCGUACCAAGAGUUUUGGCUUGCUUCAGUACGAACUUGCUCAAGAGCGAGCCUCUAAAGCUCGUCGAUGGUGGACAAUCACAACGGACGUUCGUCUACAUCAAGGAUGCCAUUGACGCGGUGAUGCGUAUGGUGGAAAAUCCACAACGAGCAAAUGGUUACGUGUUCAACGUCGGCAACCCAGACAAUGAAGUCACAGUUAGAGAACUUGCUCUGAUGAUGACCGAGGUGUACACAAAAGUUAGCGGCAGGCCGCAGCUGGACGAGCCCACAAUCGACGUGAGCUCGAAGGAGUUUUACGGGGAGGGAUAUGAUGACAGCGACAAGCGCAUUCCAGACAUGACGAUCAUCAAGAAGCAACUGGAGUGGGAACCCAAGACAUCUCUGUUCGAUCUCUUGGAAUCGACGCUGACUUACCAGCACAAGACUUAUGCCCGAGCGAUGCAGCAACUAUUGUCCAAGUCCCUCCCCACCGCCUAGUAAGAUCUCCAAGAGCUUUCACUCUCAUUCUUAGCUACAUACAUAAGGAUACGUAACUUCGAUGCUUAGAUGAUUUCAUUCGAAGAGAGCAGGCUAUGGCUUUGUCGUCGCGAAGAGGAAGAAAGAAAGAAGCAAUAAAGCGUUUUUACAAAGAAUAAAAA
Selaginella moellendorffii is the source of this 1557-nucleotide messenger RNA. Its product is annotated as UDP-D-apiose/UDP-D-xylose synthase 2. The transcript is spliced from 9 exons. Bases 236 to 1396 code for a protein of 386 amino acids. Gene Ontology annotation, molecular function: carboxy-lyase activity. NCBI's taxonomy places the organism in Eukaryota, Viridiplantae, Streptophyta, Lycopodiopsida, Selaginellales, Selaginellaceae. The record is from RefSeq and is a predicted model, not a curated record.